AUGAAGCAGUUUUGUAAAAUGAUGUGUUUUAUGGAGCCAGACUGUGUCAGCGUUAAUCUCGAUAAACAACCAGAUGUCAUUGGAAACUAUAAAUGUGAAUUGAAUAAUGCUACUCACGAAGGACACGAACACGAGUUGAGGUCAAACACAAAUUCCUCUUACCAUGCUGUAGAGAGCACUUGUGUGAAAAACCCUUGCAAAAACAACGCUGUGUGUCAGAGCGGUUUUAACGAAGAAGGUUUUCGCUGUUUAUGUCCUGCUGGAUGGAAAGGACAGUAUUGUGAGGUCAAUUGUAACACAGACAUUGAUCAUUGUGUUGAGGAGUUACACAACUGCAGUCUUGAUGCCUUUUGCAGCAAUACCAAAGGGUCGUACAACUGUACAUGUAAACCUGGAUUCACCGGAAACGGCCAAGACUGCGAAGACAUCGACGAAUGUGCUGAGCAGUUACAUAAUUGCAAUCUAAAUGCAAUUUGCUACAAUACCAAAGGAUCCUACACCUGUACUUGUAAACCUGGAUUCGUUGGAAAUGUGGGAGAAUGUGAAGACAUUGACGAGUGCGCUGAAGGUUCACAUAACUGCAGUCUUAAUUCCUUCUGUAACAAUACCGAAGGGUCGUACAACUGUAAGUGUAACCCCGGAUUCACUGGAAAUGGCCGAGGAUGCGAACCUUGGAGGUGCAAGCAUGAAUAUUAUCAGCAUAUAACGUUUGUGAGUGGUGUGGUGACACUCCUUCUUGACUCAAACCCAGUUCCCGUUUACUGUCACAUGGGAGAUUUUGGGUGUGGAGAUGGAGGUUGGACGACGGUCAUGAAGAUUGACGGCAACAAGUCAACGUUUGGUUAUGACAGUCCUCACUGGAGCGACUACAUAGAAUACAAUCUUCCUGGAGGGGAAACUGGAUUCGACAGACAGGAAACCAAGUUAUCAACCUACUGGAACACUCCCUUCUCCCAAAUCUGUCUCGGAAUGAAUAUCGGCCAACAGACCACGUUCAUUGUCAUCAACAAGAAGGCUGAAUCUCUGUACUCACUUAUCGCUGACGGACAGUACCGCCCUACUUCACUGGGUCGUGAUAAAUGGAAGACGCUGCUUGGUUUUGAGGCCUCUUUGCAGUAUAAUUGUAACCAGGAAGGGUUCAACACUGAGUGUGAAAGGGAAGGUUAUUCCAAGGCCCGGAUCGGUAUCGCUAGCAAAAACGAGGACGGCUGCACCUCAUGUAAUUCGAGGAUUGGAUUUGGUACAGGAGGGAGACCUGAUGACUCAAACACCUGUGGAAACGAAGCGGAAAAUUACUCUACAGAUAAUGGAGAGAAACACGUCAAAGCCAUGGGAUAUGUUUUAGUACAAUGA
Molecule: messenger RNA, 1353 nt
Organism: Stylophora pistillata
Lineage: Eukaryota; Metazoa; Cnidaria; Anthozoa; Scleractinia; Pocilloporidae
Molecular function (GO): calcium ion binding
Source: RefSeq, a predicted model, not a curated record